UAUUCCACUAUCAUCCCAUGGCCUCCUUACAAAUCUCAUCCAUAUUUUCCUUCAAGAGAAAACACUUCCCUAAUGUCCCAAAAUUCAGACCAAUGCCUUCAUUAGUUCCAAAAAUAUCAACCAAAAAUUCGUUUCAUGAAACAAGCCCAUUUGAAAAGAACGUGACACCAAAAACAUUGCAUGAAGAAGAAGUUACACGUAACCUCAAUAUUCCCAACAACAAGUGUAGCACAACCAUCAUCACUCAAUUCUUUACAAUUUUAGAAAUGGUCUCCGACAGGGUCGAAAUGCACCACAACGUUGGCUUGCAACGCGACAAUUGGAACACCCUUCUUUUGAACUCCGCCAACAUGAUUACUCUCAGUGCCGCAAUCAUGUCCGGUAUGGCUGCCACGUGUCCAGUUGGUUCGAAUGAAACAUUAUUGGCCCUAAAACUAUCAUCCACGCUUUUGUUUUGUGCUGCCACAGUGUUACUACUCGUGAUGAACAAGAUCCAACCCUCACAACUCGCGGAGGAGCAACGAAACGCGACGAGGCUGUUCAAGCAGUUGCAGACAAAAAUGGAAGCCACUAUUGCUCUCCGGAGUCCUUCAGAGGAAGACGUGAACGAUGCGAUCGAGAAGGUUUUGGCUCUCGAUAGAGCAUACCCACUUCCACUAUUAGGAGCCAUGCUCGAUAAAUUCCCUGAAAAAUUUGAGCCUACAGUGUGGUGGCCAAGGCCUAUAAGUAUAACCACUUCACAACACACGAAAGAAGAAGAAGAAUGGGUGGAGUGAGGAAGGUUGUAAGUGACAAAAAAGAAAGAUUUCGAGGAUAGCAACGUUUGGUUGUGUGUUUGUAAACAAUAAUAAUAAUGGGGGUGACCCUUUUGGGUGGAUCAGUGGGUGCUGUGGUUAGUUCCUUUGAGCAUGGUGGUCAAGUGGGUAUGGUGUUAUUGAAAUGUAUAGAAGCUGUGGACUGUGGAGGGUUGUUGCGUGUGUUGGAAGAGAAGGAUUUGGAGAAAAGAGAGAACGAGAGGGAAGGUGUUUGAGGAAAAGUUGGGAAGAAGAGGUUUGCAGCUGAGACCUGAGAGAGCUUGCCAACAAGUCUGCUUCAUGUCGUAGGGAAGGAAUUGGCAUGGAUGAAUUUGCAAGCAGGUUUUUCUAAUUUCUAGGUAUCUUUCGUGUUGGAAUCCUUCAUUGUUAUUGAUGGCCAGGUAGUAGGUAAAAACACUUUGUCUCCUAACAUAUACAAUUCGUACUUUUAAUUAAAAUCAAUAGCUAG
Messenger RNA from Cajanus cajan (pigeon pea), 1263 nucleotides. RefSeq names its product putative F-box protein At4g22030. The record is from RefSeq and is a predicted model, not a curated record. Lineage: Eukaryota; Viridiplantae; Streptophyta; Magnoliopsida; Fabales; Fabaceae.